UAGAAACUAGGCCAUAAUUUUCUGGAAAUCCGGUUCCAGUUACAGUAUUAUGGAGGUCGAAGGGCGAAAACGUGUGUGGAGAAUCAUGUCAGACGUUGUGAAGGUCCCGAUUUAGCUUGUUAUUGUUAUUGUAGAAGAACGACGGUCAUGAUUUCUUUAAAAACGGUCAGAAAGCAUUAUGCCAGCGAGCUUUUCUCUGGCAGAAUCUUCAAGCGUGUCAUUUACGUGCAGGGUCAAAGCCCAGACCCAAAAACAAGAGAAUACUUUUAUUACAUCGAUCACCAGGGUCAGUUAUUCUUGGAUGAUACAAAGAUCAAGAAUUUUACUUCAUGCUUUAAAGACAAGGCGUUCCUGUCCUUCUUCUUCAAACGACUGCGGCUGAACACGACAGAGCGCUACCGGGAAUUCCCUUACCUCUCGCUCUGUGGCCGAGAGCGCAACUUUGUGCACUGCGACGAUCGGCCGAUCGUCUACACGCAAAUUGUUGAGAAGCGGAGCGUCGACGGCGCCACGGCGCACCUGCUCAUCUACAAUAACGGCGGGCCGACGAUGUCGGUCGAGUUUGAGCCGCAGAAGCUGUGCAUGCUGCCGAGGAGCGGGCGGGUGUACUACCCCGCUCGUGGCAAAGUCGGAGACAUCGGGCUCGUGCGCUCGGGCCUCGCCAUCGAGUUCAGCCAGCAUUUUGAGUUUCACGGGCCGGGCGGCGACCAAGCCCCGCCGACGCACUUCAACUGGAAGGGACGUCGUUACGUGCUGACUAACGAGGUCGCGCCGAUGGUUGAAGACGACAGCUGAGGUGACCUGUCGCGCGGUCGUUUUCCUCUAGAGCUCUGCAGAACUAACGUGCUGCUUUUGAGUAUAGUAAGUAAAUCUGUUUUGUCUUAUAUAUAAUAAACUACGUUUGCUACGUGUGUUUGCAUGCUGUUUGUUGUGUAAAUAGCCAGCUAAGUGAUCAGCAAAAAAUUUGCGUUUGUGAUAUUUCCAGAUAAUAGACUAGUAUCUGGCUUGCUAGUUUUUUUGUAGCACUCAUGAUACAUCUCUUCUGGCAUGAUAUGUAGAUAUUUAUUAAAUCACCUCUUGCCAACCCAUGCUUAGUAAAGCGUUGUACCUCACCACUGUUGUGCUAGAACACCAUCUGGCAUCUGCUAAUAGCUUACAGGGUUCUGUCCAGGAUUUUUUAGUGCCGGGCGCAUCCAGGAUGCAAGCACCGUAGGCGCGAAGCCAAUCUAGGGGGGUUAGGGGGCACACCCUUGGAAAAUUUUUCAUUUUUGAUAGUCUUAAACUCAAUUUCCUGGAUUAUGAGCAAUAAAAAGCCCAUAUAUUAGACUUUUUUAUUUCUUUUUUUUCUCAAAAAUUAGUGCCGGGCG
Priapulus caudatus is the source of this 1367-nucleotide messenger RNA. RefSeq names its product UPF0598 protein CG30010-like. The coding region runs from base 148 to 795 and encodes 215 amino acids. The transcript is spliced from 3 exons. The record is from RefSeq and is a predicted model, not a curated record. NCBI's taxonomy places the organism in Eukaryota, Metazoa, Priapulida, Priapulimorpha, Priapulimorphida, Priapulidae.